AUGGCGCCGCCUAGCAGCCUCGGCAAGCGCGUCAAAGGCACCCAAGUCAGAAGGCCCUUCGUCUACGGCACCACCGCCCGCCCCUUCGACCCCGAACACAACCCCAAGCCCGAGGGCGUCCCAGAAGACCACACCCACUCAUGGGAGGUCUUCGUCAAGGGUAUCGAUGAUACGGAUAUCACUUAUUGGUUGAGAAGAGUCCAGUUUAAGCUACACGAGUCUAUCCCCAACCACGUGCGAAUGAUUGACGGCGAGCCCGGGAAGCCUUUCAUUAUCCACGAGACGGGCUGGGGAGAGUUCGAAAUCACAAUUAAGAUGUACUACGUAACCGAGUCCGGCGAGAAGCCCCAGACCCUCUACCACCCUCUCCGCCUACACCCGUACGGUCGGACCGACGCCGAGAAGGAACAGAUGCUCCGCCAGAACGACGGCGAGAUCCGCGCUUGGUCCUUCGACGACCAGCUCUUCAACGAGCCCUACGACGCCUUCUACGAGAUACUCACCUCGGGCGCCCACCCCAAGGGCCACCCCGUCGGCAAGGGCGGCAAGGGCAAGAACAAGCCGAUCCCCCCUUUGCCGGAGAAGACGUCCAACGUGCAGGUCUCAUGGGAGCGGAGCGCCCUGCUGCCCGCCGUCAACAAGCCCGGCCAGCCCUUCAGUCUCGAGACGGAGCAAAUCGAGGUCAAGAAGCUUGGGGAGGCCGAGACCAAAGUUAAGGAGAUGGCCAAGAAGCAGCUCGAGGCUCUGAAGGAGAAAGAGGCUCUUCUCGCCUCCCUCAAGGCCGAGAACUCAGCCGCUGCUGCGAGCGGCUAG
This is a messenger RNA of Colletotrichum karsti, 813 nucleotides long. Its product is annotated as histone acetyltransferase subunit. The transcript is spliced from 2 exons. The record is from RefSeq and is a predicted model, not a curated record. Gene Ontology annotation, biological process: regulation of DNA-templated transcription. Bases 1 to 813 code for a protein of 270 amino acids. Lineage: Eukaryota; Fungi; Ascomycota; Sordariomycetes; Glomerellales; Glomerellaceae.